UACUUUCGCUUUUGUUUCUGGAGCAGCUGCAGUGAAUCUCGGGCUCAUUCAGGCCGCUGUCAGUCAGUCAUCGAGUGCUGAAUCGCCGCAGAAAUGUACGAGCUGGAGAAGGAGAAUCUGCGGCGCUUUAGCGAUUAUAUCACGAAGUUUUUACGACCGUCAGUCGUCAAGAACUUCAUGACGAUAUACCUCGAUAAAGAGAUGGUGGAGAGCAUUCUCUCUACAGAGAUGACGUCUGUGACCACAGCUGCCCAGAUGCUGCUGGACCAGAUGUAUUAUCUAGAGGAAGUGGGCUGGUUUCAAGCUUUUCUGGACACCCUGCUGGCCUCGGAGUACACCGGACUGCACGACGCCAUUAAAGAGUGGGACUUCCAGAAGUUAGAGGAGCUGAAUGAACACAGGAGAUUUCUGGAAAGGAUCGAACCGUCAAUCACGAAGCACAUGAAGCCCAGCGAGCUGCUCGCGCACAUGAACGACUGUCUGAAGCCCAGAGAGUGUGAGGAGAUCCGGGCGGAGGAGAGUCAGCGCGGUCGUAUCGCUGCCAGUGAGAAACUGGUGAUGAGUCUUCUGCGCUCAGACAAACCCAACUGGUUCAAACUGCUGAAGAUCGCUCUGGAAAACUGUGACUUAGACGAGGCUCGAGACAUGCUGGAGACAAAUGGAGGAGGUGUGGAGGUGAAGGCCGGUGAAUGGGACGGAGAGGCGGAGGACGUGAUGACGACCGUGUGCUUUGAGUUCAGAGAGGAGGCCGAGACUGAAGACGUGCUGCUGAGCCUCAACAACCUCACGGUCACAGAGGAACCUGGCGGCUUCACAGGGAAACCUGAGCGAUCAGGUGAGCGCAAGCUGAGAGAAUAUCAGAAGGAGCUGACCGCCGCGGCCGUCCAGGGCCAGAACACCAUCAUCUGCGCUCCCACAGGAUGUGGAAAAACCAUAGUGGCCCUGGCCAUCUGUGAAUAUCACCUGAAGCAGUUUCCUGAAAGAGCAAAGAUCGUGUUUCUGGCGACCAAGGUCGAAGUCUAUGAACAGCAGUACAAACUUUUCAAGGAGCACUUUUCCAGCAAGGAUCCCAACGUCAGGGUGACGGGGAUGUGUGGUGAUAUGGACCAUGUGCCCGUGCACUGCCUCAUAGAGAAUAAUGAUAUUGUGGUGAUGACGGCUCAGAUCCUGGUGAACGCGCUGCAGAGCGCUGACGUGACGUCUCUGGAGAUGCUGUCACUCAUCCUGUUCGACGAGUGUCACAACACGACCGGAAAACACCCCUACAACAACAUCAUGACCCGCUACCUGGACACCAAACUCUCCAGCGGCACACACUUACUGCCACAGAUUGUGGGCCUGACCGCGUCGGUCGGCAUCGGUUCAUUCAAGAACGGACUGGAGGCAGAGAACAACAUCUUACAGCUCUGUGCCAACCUGGACACCAGGGUCAUCACCACAGUCACCCAGCACAAGGAUGAGCUCAAGUCAUACGUGCACACGCCUGAGAAAAUGUUUUUUGAGGUUCAACAGUGCACGAGUCACCCCUUCAUCAGAAUAAUCAAAAACAUCAUGAGUAACAUCGAGCAGCUGGCGCAGAAGACCUUCAACAUCGAGAACCUGUCGAACAUCCAGAACCGCGAGUACGGCUCGCAGAAAUAUGAGCAAUGGAUCGUCUCUGUUCAAAAGAGCUGCAAAGUCUUACAGAUGAAGAACGCAGACGAGGAGAGACGCAUCUGCAGAGAUCUCUACAACUACACUGAACACCUGCGGAAAUAUAACGAUGCUCUGAUCAUUAAUGAAGACGCGCGGACUAAAGAUGCGCUGGAUUAUCUGGACGCGUUCUUUGAUCAGGUCCGAAACGCCGGCUACGGCGAGACCGAGAGGAAGCUGACCGCGCUCUACGACUGUCAGCGGCCGCAGUUACUGCGUCUGGCCACCGAGGGGGAGCAGAACCCUAAACUCGAUGAGCUGAAGUUCAUCCUGGAGGAAGAAUACCACAAUAACGAUCAGACGCGCACCGUCAUGUUCGUCAAGACACGAGCCCUCGCCGACGCCAUGAAGAAAUGGAUCGACGAGACUGAUUCCCUGAAGUUCCUGAAGCCUGGAGUCCUGAUUGGAAAAGGACGGAAAUCCAACUUUACUGGAUCAGGAAUGACUCCGAACAAUCAGAGAGGGAUUCUGGAAUCCUUUAAGAGCUCUGAUCAGAGCAAGAUGCUCAUCGCCACAUCGGUCGCUGAUGAAGGCAUCGAUAUCCCACAGUGCAACUUGGUUCUGAUGUAUGAAUAUGUGGGAAACGUGGUAAAGAUGGUGCAAGUUCGAGGUCGUGGUCGAGCGGAGGGCAGCCGGUGUUUCCUGAUCUCCAGUAAUAAGGAGCGCAUUGCGAAGGAGAAAAUAAACAUGUUUAAGGAGAAGAUGGUGGAGGAGGCCAUCGAGCAGCUGCAGAGCCGCCCCGCCGACCUCAGAAACAAGGUGGACAUGUUCCAGAGGGAAGACAAAGCCCGGAGGGAUCACAUCAGUGCCAGUCCCGAAAAACCCAAAACCCAGGGCAGUUACGAGCUCCUCUGCUGCAAGUGCAAGAGGUUUGCAUGCAGGAGUGACGACAUCAGAGUCGUGCAGGGCGCUCAUCACAUCGUUCUGGAUCGCUCAAUGUUCGAGCGCUGUACAACUGCUCCCCAUAAGAACCCAAGAUCCUUCUCGGGCUUCUGUAAGAAAGAGAAGAUGCUCUGUGCCGAGUGCAAGCAGGACUGGGGUCUCAUCGCCUCGUACCUCACCAUCCAGGAUCUGCCGCUGGUGAAGAUCGAGAGCUAUGUGGUGCAGGAUUGUGUCACCGGCAGACAGCAGUACUUCAGGAAGUGGCGUGACGUUACGUUUGCCAUGCGUGAGUUUGACAUGACGGAGAUCCCACCUGAGACGUGGCGGCCGAGAGACUGAGGACCAUCACACACUCCUCCUGUGUGUGUGUGUGUGUGUGUGUGUGUGUGUGUGGAUCAAGGGAACUUACACUAAAAUAUCAUCCAAAAAUUAUUAAAAUAGGACUUUUCGCAUCUUAUUCUAAUUGUAGGUAUUUUUUUAAUUUGAUGAACUGUGAUUGAGUAAUCCAGAUGAUAUAUUCUCUUAACACCACACACACACACACAAACACACACACAAACAGACACACACACACACACACACAAACAAACACACAAAUACACACACACAAACAGACACACACACAAACACAAAUACACACACGCAAAAACAAAAAAACACACGCACGCACACAUAAACACACACACAAACACACACAUACGCACACACAAACACACACACACACAAACACAUACACAAACACACACACAAACACACACACACACACAAACACACACACAAAUACACAAACACACACACACACACAAACACACACACAAAUACACAAACACACACACACACACACACACACAAACACACACGCACAAACACACUCACACAAACAUAAAUACACACACACAAACAUACAAACACAAAUACACACACACAAACACAAACAGACACACACACAAACACACAAACACAUACACGCACACACAAAAACACACGCACACACAACCAAACACGCGCACACAAACACACACAAACACACACACAAACACACACACAAACACACACACACACACAAACACAAAUACACACACACAAACAUACAAACACAAAUACACAAACACACACAAACAGACACACACACACACACAAAUACAAAUACACACAAGCAAACACAUACACGCACACACAAACACACACGCACACACAAACACAAACACACACACACACAAACACAAAUACACACACACACAAAGACACAAAAACACAAACACACACACACUCACACACACACACACACACACACAGAUAAUAAUCGUUAAUCAGAAUUAGUCUCAUUAGUUUGUGAUGUUACUGAAACCUUUCUGCAAAUGACACUUUUAAUGUUUUUUAUGUAUUGUAUUUUAAUUUGAACUUGGCCAGGGUGCCUUUAAUAAAUUACAUUUAUUAAUUAGACAUGACUAUGUAAUUUAGUCGUAGAUUAUGUGUGUAAUGUCUGAUUUGUUGAUGGAAUCUUGAAUAUUAAAGUAAUUAAUAAUGGAA
Molecule: messenger RNA, 4104 nt
Organism: Carassius gibelio (silver crucian carp)
Lineage: Eukaryota; Metazoa; Chordata; Actinopteri; Cypriniformes; Cyprinidae
Product: antiviral innate immune response receptor RIG-I-like
Exons: 19
Coding region: 94-2913 (939 amino acids)
Cellular component (GO): cytoplasm
Molecular function (GO): zinc ion binding; DNA binding; hydrolase activity
Source: RefSeq, a predicted model, not a curated record